ACAAUGUGACAGACAACACAGCCACUCUACGUAGUAGUGGAUAUCUUCUCUGUGAAAGGAGGGAGGGCAGAGGCGAGCCAAAGCGAGCCGGAGCCGCAUGCUCGCUGUUCAACAAGGCGAACAGGAGCAAAAAUGAAGCUCCGGACAGCAGCAGCAACAGCAUCCAGUGAGGACUGACACAGUAUUUAGGGUCCUGUUGUUAUCCUAGCCGACACAUGGGCAGGAAGAAAUAAAAGUGUCAGUGCAGGCCCUCCAGCUGGACCUCUGGGCUCAGUCUUGGCUGUGUGGCUUUAUUGUUGGUGGAUCAUCUCAACAGGCGUCUAUGUGAGUGAGAACUAAUGAAGUCCGGUAUGAGGCAGUGGCGGAGGUUGAUGCUGGUGGCCAUGCUGGCCUGGGUCCUGCUUUUUCUUGCCCUGAUCUCUUACUUUCUGGAUGCUCGUGUGGAUGAGCCUCUGACUUCUGCUGGCUCUUUACUCUCCCAGCACCCUGACACACGUCGACUAGCCUCUAUACAAGCAUCCCAUCAACAUCAUGUCAUUUUGGGUCCCAGGCCUGAGCUGGCUUUGCCAGUAACUAAGACAUAUCUCCGAGAAAAGCCAGAACCGGAACCUUCUGCCAGCUCCACCACCCCAGAGACCGGUGUGGAAAUGAGCCAUAGCCCAGACAGUGCUCCCUAUGUUACCUAUGGAAGCCAUGAAGUAAGCCGACAGGACUACCUUGACCCACAGAAUCUGGCCGCCUGGUCCUCCUUUGGUACAGAAAAUGUGGGUUCUCAUUCAGAUCCUGGAGUCCAGAGUCGUGAGAGAACAUCUCUAAAUGCAGAGUACCAGAACCAUGUCAGUACCACUCGUUACCACGGCGAUGAGGAGGAGGAAGAAGAAGAUGGGAAAGAAAAUGAAAACGAAGAACUGGGGAACAGUAUGAGGACUACAGCAGACAGGAGGGCCGGUGAUGACUCCUCAGAUCUGGAGGAAUACUACUUCUCAAAGUCUGCCUCUGUGGUGCAGCGGCUUUGGAGGGGUGGUGCAUCCGCCGGCAUGCUGAGUCCUCGACUGCAGCGUGCCAUGAAAGACUAUAUGAGUGCCAACAAACACCAUGUUUCCUAUAAGGGAAAUCGCAUUGUCACCCAGAGUGCCAAGGAACUGCUCUGUCAGAUGAAAGCCCAGGCCCAGCUGAGAACAGUGGAUGGGUCGGAGCAGCCCUUCUCCUCACUUGGCUGGGCUCGCCUUGUGCCGUCUCCUCCUCUGGAGCAUUUGCACAGACAACAGGAAAAGAGCAGCUUCAAGACCUGUGCAGUAGUCACCUCUGCUGGUGCCAUCCUGCGCUCAGGACUGGGCAAAGAGAUUGACACUCAUGACGCAGUUUUACGGUUCAAUGCUGCACCCACAGAGGGAUAUGAGCGAGAUGUGGGAAACAAAACCACCAUACGCAUAAUCAAUUCACAGAUUUUGGCAAAUCCUAAGCAUCGAUUCAACACGAGCUCCAUCUAUAAGAAUGUAACUCUGGUGGCCUGGGACCCUGCACCUUAUGCUGUUAAUUUACACAAGUGGUUUGCCAAUCCAGACUACAACCUGUUUGGUCCAUACAUGGAGCACCGCAAACUCCACCCUGACCAACCUUUCUACAUCCUUCACCCCAGCUACGUGUGGCGACUCUGGGAUGUGAUUCAGGGCAACACUCAGGAGAACAUCCAGCCCAAUCCUCCCUCAUCUGGCUUCAUAGGCAUCCUCCUGAUGAUGGCACUGUGCGAGCAGGUGCAUGUGUACGAGUACAUUCCCUCCAUGAGGCAGACUGACCUGUGCCACUACCACGAGCGUUAUUAUGAUGCUGCCUGUACACUGGGUGCCUACCAUCCCCUCCUCUACGAGAAGAGCCUGAUCCAACGGAUUAACACAGGCCCCGAGAGUGACCUCAGGAGGAAGGGACGCGUCACUCUUCCAGGCUUUAGCACCGUCAACUGUGACAUUUGAAAUAUGAAACCUAACCCUCCGAACCCAAUCAAAUGUACACAGAUACACACACACACACACACACACCCUGGCCCUUUCUGGCUGACCAAGGGAGAGGUGCAAUAAAGCCACAGCAGACAAGAAGGCUGAAGCUUACAAGUUUCAAAUUAGACCCAUGAAGAGCAUAAGCCAUAGCCCUCCAGGGAGGGAUAAACAUGGAGUUUUUUGAAAGACUUUGUCUUCAUCAAAGAUGGUUUACUUCACCACAGACUGGAGCUGGAAAAGAAAACUAAAACGUUAACUGCUUUAGCUGAGCCACGUUAGCUGUGGAGCUGACUAGAGUAGCAACAAAUCAGUGUGAAUUUUCAAUAACUGGUAUGUUUCAGUCGUGUAGAAUCUGUGUUUUAUAGUAGUUUGGGUGGUUCUCCACUUGAAAGAAUGCCACUGUUUAUUCUCUUUUUUUUUUUACUGGUCAAGAGGGAUGUGAAUAAAUACACAAAGCAUCCACUCUGAAUGUCACAAAUACAACAUUUAUCAACAUAUAGCAACAACACAUGGAGAAGAAUGUGUGGUUUUAGAGGCAGAUUGUAAAGCUGUGACUGCUGUUGUAUUACUGUACAUAUUACUGUACAACAAAAACAGAAAUUGUUUGGUGUUGUCAUGGUGGGUUCAUUUUUCACUACUGAUGGUGUUAACUUCAAUACUUAAUUACUGUCUUGUGCACACUGACUGACAGCCACCAGUUUGUCAAUUCCUCUACACAUAUUAGUUUGUUUAGGGUGCAAUUAUGUUACUAAAUUAAAGUAAAUGGGGCCAAAAAAUGGAUCUUUGAGAAGAAACAGGUGCUCAGAACAGAACAGUUCCUGGUGAUCACUUUCCUCGGGUUGCCUUGUGACUGUUCAGACAAAUGCAGUACAUACUGUGGCAGGGCUGCAGUACCAUUCAGUAUGAUUGCCUGAGAUGUGGAGAGCAGCAGGUCUUUCUGAAGUGAUUUACUUUUGCUUUUUAGUUCUGCCUCAACAAUCACCAGCCCCCACCACCACACCCUUACUGGAGCUCACCUCUGCUCUUCUGUCUGCUUAUGUGCAGCUCUCUGCAGGGUUAUUCCUCUGUUAUGUAACAGCAUGAAGUGCAUUCCCUACAACUAUACAUGCUUCAUAUUUCCUGAAUCCUCUAAUUUUAGUCUGUACCCAUCCAUGGCUUGGAGUGAAGAUAAUUAUAAAAGAGGAAUUUGGACCUGUAAUAUUUUCACAUUUUUUCAUUUAUCUCCAAAUAGGAUGAUUUUUUUUUUUUUUUUUACAAUGAGCCGGUGCCACGUCUGCAGACAGGUCUGAAGGUGUUACGUCAGCAUGGAAAAGAAGGUUUUUUUUUUUUUGUUUUUUUUUAAAGUAGAUAUGCAGUCAGAAUUUUUUUUGCCUUUUGACAUAUUUUGUAUAAAAUAAUGUGUGUGCGUGUUGUUGGUAGUGGUUUGAUGAAAGAUAUGAAAACUUUAAUGUCAACUUUUGAAAAUGUCACAGAAAUGUUUAGGUUGUUUGAUGUGAAGUAGAUUACUCUGCUGUAGUAAUGUAGAAAGAAACUAUUUCUAAGGUUUGACUGGGGCUGGGUAUUUCUGAAAAUAUACUGAUACUACUUAAACAUGCAGUCUUUUUUUUUUUUCAUUCCCCCUGAGGAAUGUGCAAUUCGUACUCUGUGAAAACAAAGAAAUAGGGAAAAAAUUGAAAAAAAAAGCCUCCUAUUAUGCUUUCUUUUUCAGGAUUAGUGUUAAUUCCAUAAUGACAUUGAUUAGCUGAGAUGAGUCAUGAUCUAGUAAAUUUAGUUGGUUUUAUGUUUAGAAACUACACUGAUCAGCUGCAGUAUUACUAUGCACCAACUAUUGAGCAGAUUCUCCUCAUUCCUGACUCUUUGGAGCAUGGAUACUGGACCUCUGGGGGUUUUUUGUGGUAUCUCGCUGCUGGACAGUGGAAGUUGAUAUUUUGGGUCCCAAGGGUUGAGCAGCUGGGACUUUCAAGACUCCAUGUCAAGUACACUGGUUGUUAGUAGUUCUCAUUCACCAAGUUCAUUUAAAGCUUGUUGUAAAUUAAAGUAUUUUCAGUCAAGCAAAAGUUCCUUUUGUCUGCUGAAGAAGGAAGUUGUGUAAUUGUGUUUGUGGAGAAAAUAUAUCUUAAUCAUUAUCACUAUUACUUCUAUUUCUGGUAUUUUUAUAAUUACAGCUAGAAAAGUGCAGUACCUUUUGACAACCAGUAGGUUCUGGUUCCCAAAAGAAAUCCAAAACCAAGAAUCCAAGAAAUCCAGGACAUUGACAUUUUAUGAAAAUAUUUCCUUAAUUAAAGCUCUCAUACCAUUAGAAUGACAGUAGCUACAGCCAUGCCUUAUAAAUAGUCAGGGAGCUAGAGAUAGUAGCUAUGAGGGUGGGGGGAGGGUAAUGGGAUCUUGCAGAGACCUUUGGUAAUUAUCAUUUUCAAAGCUAGACAAAAAAUAUAGUCAUUCAGGAAGUUUCAGUUGUAUAAUACAUAUUAAGAAGUGUAGCUUUGUCUUAUUUUUAAAUGACCAUUUGUUGUUUUAAACACAUCCUCCCACGAUGUGUCCUUAAUCUUUUCUACCUUUUCAAGCCCUCUCUGGGUUGCAUGGCCCUGUUGGGGGAGGCUGUUGUCAUGAUGGUGUGUGCUUUAUUUUGCUGACUUGUCUUUAUAAAAGAAGCAUCCUCUUUAUUGUUUCUCAGAUGUGUCAUCAGACUGUAAACGGAUGGUUGGGGCAAUUCAUGUCUCCUUUCAGAGGUUGCCAAUGUUGCAGCUGAUCAGUGUACAAAAAAUAACAUUUUGAUGAAAUUUUGACGAUGAAAAGUAAUUCAGCGAAUUACUUACAACGCAAAGGUACUUCAUCACAUUGAUGAAAAAUGAUGUAACUCAGAUAUUGUAGUGUAUGCAUUUCCAACAAUGAAAUAUUGAUGAUAUAGUAAGGAACGUUGUUUAAUAUCUGCCUUAGCAGUAUUACUACUGUAUAGAAAUAUAUAAUCCCAGAAGAAUUGAUAAAAGGACCCAUGUUGUAAGAUGAGCUAUAUGUACAUAAACUGAGAUAUGAUACCCAGCCCCAGUUAUUUAAAGACUUUUUUUUAAAGUAAAGAAACCUGGUAAAGUCAGCAUAAAGAAACUGUUUAAUGCUGAAAGGAGAUUUGAGGAUUCAUCUUAAGUCAUGCAGGUUUUCAGCUCUUCUUUAGGUUUUAAAUCUGUGUUGAGAUAAAUGAAAAACUAUCUUAGUGCUUGUGAUUGUAGCACACUGAAGGUGCAAACGUCCCUGAACAUAUUGUAUAUGUAAUUCUCUGAUUACUUUCCAGUGCACAGAGCAUGCAAAUCAUGAUCAGGGCUAAGUCUUAAAACUGUCUGUGCUUUACUGUGCUACAUGUCAUUGACAUUAAUGUUUUAGGAGGCAGUUGUGCUUUAAGAUUUUAGUUUUCUAAGUGGUGUUUGCAGAUUUUAAUGCAUGCUUGUCGGUCAUACCCAGCUAGGGUGACGCUGUCAGCUGUUCCUUAAAGACACUUAAUCAAGUGCAAUGCCUUCUGGCAACUUCAUCUUUGCAUCUUAAUAUUGUGCCAAAUUACAUCUUUGAUAAUGUGUCAGCUGGGUGGGUUAAAAGCAGGAUGAGGAGUAAUAGCGGGACUUUUGAGGGACUAUUGCUUCUUUCUAGAAUGCUGAAGGUCAAAUUUAAUUUAAAAUUUUUUGCCCACUUCAAGAUGACAGAUUUAUUGCCGGUGUUAAAAUACUUGACAUUGUACUGGAAGUUGACAUCAACUCUAAAUUGUGAUGGCAAUUAACUGGUGAUGUGGGAACAUGUUCAGAGAUCAUGUUUAUUAAACUUUCCCCACUCUGAUCCCCCCCCUCCUCCCCUCCGCUCUUAACUCUGGAGACCUAUUUGUUAUGUCUUGUUUUCAAUAUGUUUGGUGGGAAUUUCUGCACCACACUGCCUCUGAGGGAUUGUUCAGCACCAUUUUUCCUCUCUGCAGCUUUCUGCAGUUGUAGUAAGAGUGAAAGUCCGGUUUCACUUCCAGCAGCCUUAGGGUGUUUUUGAUUUGUAUUUUUCAGUGAAUUCUCUUCUUAUUACACUUGAACUGAUAUUUAAAUGGACCAUUUGUAUGAUUUAAGCUGUUAUUUGUCCUUUUUUACUGUGCAAAUAAAGCUGUUGUUCAUG
Melanotaenia boesemani (Boeseman's rainbowfish) is the source of this 6131-nucleotide messenger RNA. It is a transcript of the gene st6gal2a, whose product is annotated as ST6 beta-galactosamide alpha-2,6-sialyltranferase 2a. The coding region runs from base 339 to 1970 and encodes 543 amino acids. The record is from RefSeq and is a predicted model, not a curated record. The transcript has 7 exons. Gene Ontology annotation, molecular function: sialyltransferase activity. Lineage: Eukaryota; Metazoa; Chordata; Actinopteri; Atheriniformes; Melanotaeniidae.